GAAAACCGACCCGUGUAUCAUCGUGGUCAGGGCCAACCAGCUCGUCACGAAAGAGUCCGUCCAGGCCGCCGUGUCCCCAUGGCUCGCCGACGCCAACUUCGAGGACAAUGCGUGGAAGCUCGACGGAGACGUGGCGGCGAAGCGGUUCGUGGUACGUGUCAAGGGAGCUGCUGGAUGGGCCUCCCGCCUGGUUUCCCAGGCGUUAGGCUCAAUGCGACUUCCAGAAGGUGAAUUUCGGCGUCUCCCGGCUCGCAUGCCCACUGGGGACCUCGCAGACCUGUACGUCUCCGAGGAUAAGAACAUGUUCCAGAUUCGUCGCGAGCUCGCCACCAAGCAG
This is a messenger RNA of Prorocentrum cordatum, 337 nucleotides long. NCBI's taxonomy places the organism in Eukaryota, Dinophyceae, Prorocentrales, Prorocentraceae. The record is from the annotation of a GenBank genome assembly.